Molecule: messenger RNA, 1180 nt
Organism: Salvia hispanica
Lineage: Eukaryota; Viridiplantae; Streptophyta; Magnoliopsida; Lamiales; Lamiaceae
Gene: ASPGA1
Product: N-terminal nucleophile aminohydrolases (Ntn hydrolases) superfamily protein
Molecular function (GO): hydrolase activity
Source: RefSeq, a predicted model, not a curated record
AGAAGUCAAGUCAAGAUUUUGAAUUUAGGAGAAUGAGCGUCCAAUAAAAACAAAAAGAAACUAAUCACGGAUACUCCUAACUAGUAGAUGGGUUGGGCUAUAGCACUGCACGGCGGCGCCGGUGAUAUCCCUCGCUCGCUGCCACCGGAGCGCCGUCAGCCCCGAGAAGCAGCCCUCCGCCACGCUCUGCAGGUCGGCGUCGCUGCUAUCAAAGCUGGUCGAUCACCACUCGAUGUCGUCGAACUCGUCGUCCGCGAAUUGGAAGACCAUCCGCACUUUAAUGCUGGGAGAGGGUCUGUCUUGACAAGCGAUGGAACAGUGGAAAUGGAGGCUUGUAUCAUGGAUGGGAAUACGAAGCGUUGUGGAGCUGUUUCUGGCCUUACCACGGUCAAAAAUGCAAUCUCACUAGCAAGACUAGUUAUGGAGAAAACUCCUCAUAUAUAUCUUGGAUUUGAUGGGGCAGAGGCUUUUGCAAGGGAUCAGGGCGUGGAAACAAUAGAGUCUAGCCAUUUUAUAACUCCAGAAAACAUUGAAAGACUGAAACAAGCAAAAGAAGCUAAUCGAGUUCAGAUCGAUUAUACAGAACCACUAACCAAAGUUGAAGAAGCACCACCUUCUAACGGAGACAGUCAGCUUGGGACAGUUGGGUGUGUGGCUGUGGACGGGAAAGGCAACCUAGCUACUGCUACAUCAACUGGAGGAUUAGUGAACAAGAUGGUGGGGAGGAUUGGAGACACGCCAAUCAUUGGAGCAGGAACUUACGCCAACAAGCUGUGCGCCGUAUCUGCUACUGGCAAGGGUGAGGCCAUCAUUCGAGCCACAGUUGGCAGGGACGUCGCUGCUCUUAUGGAGUACAAGGGGCUGUCUCUCAAAGAGGCAGCGAAAUAUGUGAUUGAAGAGUGUGCACCCAGCCGUACAGCAGGUCUGGUCGCGGUGUCUGCAACAGGAGACGUCGUGAUGCCGUUCAAUACGGUAGGCAUGUUCAGAGCCUGCGCUACUGAAGAUGGUUAUACUGAGGUGGCAAUAUGGGAUGACGAGACUUGCAGUUGAGGUUCUGAUUUUGAAUGUUGUUGUUUGUGUCGUUAUUACAAACCUUGUUGCUUAGUGUAUUCAACUUGCCUGCGAAUUGUAAUCCAAAAAAAUGAAAUUUGGUCAUCGAAGAAUAUGCUGUUGUUUGAUC